AACCGGCUGAGCAGGCAAACAGUUGUCCGCGAAGCUUCCCCGAAAUAAGUUUAAAAUAAUUCAAGCGUGCUGGAACAGAUAGAGAUUGCCUCCGAGAGCCACGAAAAUCCGUAAUCGCACUGAUUUAGAAGCAUCCAAUUUGCACAGCGUUAAUUAUCAGGCGGCAGCUACACACACCACACGAUGACCAAUCUGGCUCCCACCAUCCAGCUGAAUAACGGGUGCGAGAUGCCGAUCUUGGGCCUGGGCACCUGGAGGUCCUUCGAGUCGGACGCCUACCACUCCACGCGCCACGCCCUCGACGUGGGCUACCGGCACCUGGACACCGCCUUCGUCUACGAGAACGAGGCGGAGGUGGGCCAGGCGAUCUGCGAGAAGAUCGCUGAAGGAGUGGUGACCCGCGAGCAGGUCUUCGUGACCACCAAGCUGGGAGGGAUCCACCACGAUACGGGGCUGGUGGAGCGCGCCUGCCGCCUUAGCCUGAACAACCUGGGUCUGGAGUACGUGGACCUCUACCUAAUACACAUGCCGGUGGGCCAGAAGUUCCACAACGACAGCAACGUGCAUGGAACUCUGGAGCUGACGGAUGUGGACUACCUGGACACCUGGCGCGAGAUGGAGAAACUGGUGGAUUUGGGCCUGGCGCGCAGCAUCGGCUUGUCCAACUUCAAUGCAGCCCAGACCGAGCGCGUGCUGGCCAACUGCCGCAUUCGCCCGGUGGUGAAUCAGGUGGAGUGUCACCCGGGAUUCCAGCAGCACAAGCUCCGGGAGCACGCGAAGCGUCAUGGCCUGGUCAUCUGCGCCUACUGCCCCCUGGCACGCCCCCAGCCCUCCCGCCAGUGGCCGCCCUUCCUCUACGACGAGCACGCCCAACAGCUGGCCAAGAAGUACGGACGGACCACGGCCCAGAUCUGCCUGAGGUACCUGAUCCAGCUGGGCGUGGUGCCGCUGCCCAAGUCCUCGAAUAAGGCCCGCAUCGAGGAGAACUUCAAGGUCUUCGACUUCGAGCUGAGUCCGGAGGAUGUGGCCGGCAUGGAAAAGUAUCACACGGGGCAGCGCACGGUGCCGUUCUCCGGGAUGGCCGGUCAUAAGUACUAUCCGUUCCACGAUGAAUUUUAGACGCUAUCAGGGGUGUCCCAGAAAUCCCUGGCGAUGUCGGUACUCUUCUUUUGGAAUGCAACCGAAAAAUCCAUCAGUGUCCCGAAAACUUUUAGUUUUUGAUAUGGUUACUAGAAUUUUUACAGCAUUUUUCGAAAACCACUGUUGGGUUGUUUUGAAAUCGUUUACUGAUCUUUAGGGGACACCGUCAUUUGUAUAUUUAAUUGAAAGAGAUUUGUAAGACACCCCCGCUUAUGUAGUAUUUGUAUUGUAAAAUAAAGUAUAUUACGAAGAAAA
Molecule: messenger RNA, 1395 nt
Organism: Drosophila subpulchrella
Lineage: Eukaryota; Metazoa; Arthropoda; Insecta; Diptera; Drosophilidae
Product: aldo-keto reductase family 1 member B1
Exons: 1
Coding region: 184-1119 (311 amino acids)
Cellular component (GO): cytosol
Molecular function (GO): aldose reductase (NADPH) activity
Source: RefSeq, a predicted model, not a curated record